Messenger RNA from Acanthopagrus latus (yellowfin seabream), 2122 nucleotides. RefSeq names its product pyridine nucleotide-disulphide oxidoreductase domain 2 (gene pyroxd2). The coding region runs from base 110 to 1846 and encodes 578 amino acids. The transcript has 16 exons. Gene Ontology annotation, molecular function: oxidoreductase activity. Lineage: Eukaryota; Metazoa; Chordata; Actinopteri; Spariformes; Sparidae. The record is from RefSeq and is a predicted model, not a curated record.
CAAACCCGGUGAGCGUCUGUUGCGGGUCAGAGGAACCCGGAUCUACUUCAGGCGGUUCUAGGGGGAAAAGGGGCGGGGCGGAUGUGGAGCGCUCCCUCAGACUCCUGCCAUGGCUGCAGCGGUGUGGACCGACAGAGGACGGAGAGCCGCGGCUGUUUUGGGGACAGUGACUAGAUCCACGUCCAGCCACAGCGCUCUAAAACCGCAGUACGACGCGCUGGUGAUCGGAGGAGGGCACAAUGGACUGGUGGCAGCCGCCUAUCUUCAGAAGGGAGGACUGAAGACAGCAGUGCUGGAGCGCAGACAUGUGCUGGGAGGAGCAGCUGUAACAGAGGAGAUCUUCCCCGGUUUCCGCUUCUCCAGGUGUUCCUAUUUGCUCAGUCUGUUAAGACCCCACAUAUACGCGGAUUUGGAGCUCAAGAAACAUGGGCUGAAGGUGUAUAUGAGGGACCCCCAUGCCUACACCCCCAUGCUGGAGGAGGGGGUGGGAGGUGCCCCGCCAAGGUCUCUCACCCUGGGCGCCGACUUGGCCAUGAACCAGGCGGAGAUCGGCAAAUUCUCACAGAAGGAUGCUCAGGCAUUCUCUGAUUUCAUUGCACACCUUGACAAGCUGGCAGGGGCCAUCCACCCUCUUCUGGAUGCUCCUCCUGUAGAUAUUCCAGGUGCGACGGCUGGGUCGCUGAGGAAGAGGCUGGCUGCUGCUAAAACCCUGAGGCCUAUCAUCAAAUGUGGUUUGAAACUGGGCAGAAACAUUCCAGAUUUCUAUGAGAUUGUAACUGCCCCGAUACUGAAGAUCCUCAAUCGGUGGUUCGAGUCGGAGCCGCUGAGAGCGACACUGGCUACUGACGCUGUGAUAGGAGCCAUGACCAGUCCAAGUAACCCUGGUAGCGGGUAUGUGCUCUUGCACCAUGUGAUGGGAGAGCUGGAGAAGGAGAAGGGGGCAUGGGGUUAUGUGGAGGGAGGAAUGGGCGGCGUGUCUCAGGCCAUCGCUAGCUCUGCUCGAUCCCGUGGUGUAGACAUUUUCACUGAGAAGGAAGUGGAACAGGUCCUGGUUGAUUCAGAUGGGGCUGCCAAGGGAGUGGUGUUGAAAGAUGGCACAGAGAUCUACAGUAAAGUUGUCUUGUCAAACGCCACCCCUUAUGUUACCUUCAAGAAUCUCGCUCCACGGGCUGCCCUUUCUCCAGAGUUCCUCAAAGCUGUGGAUCAGAUUGACUACACCUCACCUGUUACCAAGAUCAAUGUGGCAGUGGACAAGCUGCCAAACUUCCUGGCAUCUCCCACACCAGACGAUAAACCCGGACCCCACCACCAGUGCUCCAUUCACCUCAACUGUGAGAGCGUGGAGGUGCUGGAGACCGCAUACAAAGAGGCCAUGAACGGACGUCCUUCAGCAAGACCUAUGCUGGAGAUGACCAUCCCCUCCGUGUUGGAUCCGACUCUGGCUCCCCCUGGCUGCCACGUGGUGUCACUGUUCACCCAGUUCACCCCUUACCACAUAGAGGGCAGGGAGUGGACAAACCAGGACAGAGAGGCCUUCGCGGACACUGUAUUCGACUGGGUGGAACAAUACGCCCCUGGGUUCAAAAAGUCAGUCGUUGGCAGGGACAUCCUGGCUCCACCUGACCUGGAGAGGAUCUUCGGGCUCACUGGAGGGAAUAUCUUCCAUGGAUCGAUGUCACUGGACCAGCUCUACCUAGCUCGACCUUUGCCCUCCCUGUCAGACUACCGCUCACCGAUUAAAGGGCUGUAUCUGUGUGGCAGCGGCUGUCAUCCAGGUGGUGGUGUAAUGGGUUCUCCCGGCUGGAACGCAGCACUCACUGUCAUGGCAGACCUCAAACGUCGCUGAAACAUCUGACGGCAUCAGUCUGCAGUCCACUCAUCAGUAUUCAGUGUUAUUUCUGUGAAUUUGACUGAGUUUGAGCCAUGAAUUUCAACACUUGCUGAUCAGUUGUUUUAGCGCCAUAUUAGGUUGGCUAUCUGCCAAGGAAAAAAAAAAAAUAACGUGAUAAUGUUUGAUUUCACAAUACAACCUACAUAAAAUGUACGAGAAAAGGAGAGAAUCAAUAGAAGUGGACUUUAUAUGGCUCUUCAUAUGCCGUCCAUUUCCACCAGUGAAAAGAAA